Molecule: messenger RNA, 503 nt
Organism: Fulmarus glacialis (Northern fulmar)
Lineage: Eukaryota; Metazoa; Chordata; Aves; Procellariiformes; Procellariidae
Product: caspase-8-like
Exons: 5
Biological process (GO): proteolysis; regulation of apoptotic process
Molecular function (GO): cysteine-type endopeptidase activity; protein binding
Source: RefSeq, a predicted model, not a curated record
AUACCUGCUCUUUCAGCUGUCAGAAGACAUCACUGAAGAUGAGCUGAAGUCUUUCAAGUUUCUUUUGGGGAAAGACUUACCAAAAUGCAGGCUAAACCCUAAGACUACAAUGCUCGACGUUUUCAUUGAGAUGGAGAAGAAGGGGAUUUUGGGAGAAGACAACCUAAGUAUCCUGAAGAGUCUCUGUGCAGAAAUUAACAUCAUCCUGUUGAAGAGAAUUGAAGAGUAUGAAUUAAACCCAUUUGGUGAAGAAGAGAUGAUCACAGAGGAACAGAGCGUCAGCACAGGAGGCCCUGAAGCCCAUGCCAGAUGGCUGGAGUCAUCUGUAGCACCUGAUUCUCCUGGCAGUUGGAACGAAUCUUCCAAGCUUGAAGCUUACAAAAUGACUAGCCGACCCCGUGGAGUGUGCCUGAUCCUGAAUAAUCACAAUUUUGCAAAAGCCAGGGAAGCAGUGCCGGUACCCAAAAACAUGAAGGAUCGGAAUGGGACAGAUGUGGAUGCAG